AUGACGACAGAGGAGUGUCCCGCGCCGCUGGGCGUGACCCAGGUAGGGGCGGGCCUGUGUGAGGACUACGGCCCCACCCAGGGUGAUGACAUCAUCGAGGAGCUGAGGCCGGGGGAUGAUGUCAGCAGUGAUCUCAGUACGCUGGUGGUUCCGUUCCCAGAGCUGGCUCCAGUGGUGUUUUUCUGUCUGAAACAGACCACCUGUCCGCGGAGCUGGUGCAUCCGCAUGGUGUCCAAUCCGUGGUUCGAGCGUAUCAGUAUCAUGGUGAUCCUGCUGAACUGUGUGACUCUGGGAAUGUACCAGCCCUGUGAGAACAUCCACUGCACCUCAGAUCGCUGCCACAUUCUACAGGCUUUUGAUGCCUUUAUCUACAUUUUCUUUGCACUGGAGAUGGUAGUGAAGAUGGUGGCUCUAGGGAUCUUUGGCCGUCGCUGUUACCUUGGCGAUACCUGGAACAGGCUCGACUUCUUUAUCGUCAUGGCCGGGAUGGUCGAGUACUCCCUGGAUCUCCAGAACAUUAACUUCUCUGCAAUCAGGACCGUGCGUGUGCUCAGGCCUCUAAAAGCCAUCAACCGAGUACCCAGCAUGCGGAUUCUGGUGAAUCUGUUGCUGGACACUCUGCCCAUGCUGGGGAACGUCCUCCUCCUCUGUUUCUUCGUCUUCUUCAUCUUCGGCAUCAUCGGUGUUCAGCUGUGGGCAGGCCUGCUCCGCAACCGCUGCUACCCCGAGGAAAACUUCACCCUUUCCUCAGGUAUCACACUGCCUGCUCCGUACUACCAGCCUGAGGAGGAUGAGGAGCGGCCCUUCAUCUGCUCUCUUCCUCAGGAUAACGGAAUCAUGUCGUGCCGUGACGUUCCCGCACGCCGCGAGGGCGGACGGGAAUGCUGCCUGGACAAAGAGGACAUCCUCAGCGCCGAACCUCUGGUCAAUGGGAGCGCUGGGGCCAUGGGCCUGUGUGUGAACUGGAACCAGUACUAUACCCGUUGUCACACAGGCCACACUAACCCGCAUAAAGGAGCCAUUAACUUCGACAACAUCGGCUACGCCUGGAUAGUCAUCUUUCAGGUGAUUACUCUGGAGGGAUGGGUAGAGAUUAUGUACUAUGUAAUGGAUGCACACUCUUUCUACAACUUCAUCUAUUUCAUCCUCCUUAUCAUCAUUGGCUCCUUCUUCAUGAUUAACCUGUGCCUGGUGGUGAUCGCCACGCAGUUUUCGGAGACAAAGCAGAGGGAGCACCAGCUGAUGCAGGAGCAGCGAGCCCAGUGUCUCUCCUCCAGCACGCUGGCCUCCAUGGCCGAACCAGGAGACUGCUACGAGGAGCUCUUCCAACUGGUCUGCCACGUCUUACGCAAGGCCCGUCGACGGUCUGUCGCCCUCUACAACACGCUUCGCGGCAGGCCCCCGCCUCCUGGGGGAGGGCGUGGGAGGGGUAGGGGUGGAGCUGGGCACAGAGGGGGUGGGGCCAGCAUCAAUGGAGGGGACAGGCACCACUGUCAGCUGACCCAGGUGUCUCAAUGUCCUCACCAGAGCAAGCAGGACCAGAGUCCUCAGGCUUUGGAUAAUGCUAUCUCCUUAGCUGUCACUCCAAACCCUGAGGAGUGCCCUCAUUGCACCACAACCCUGUCAAUCAGGGAGGGGGCAGGAGCUGUGAGAGAUUCAGCCAGUGGAGCUGAGGAGGAGGAGCCAGACAAGGAGGAGAAUCACUCUGAAGAGAGGAGGGAGGAAGAGGGUGAAGGCAAAAAUGGGAAGGCAACAAAAGCAAGACGUUCCUGUUUCGGGCAGUGCAAGGCAUUAUGGGAUGAAAUGAGGCUAAAACUGUGGGGUAUAGUGGAGAGUAAAUACUUUAACAGAGGAAUUAUGAUUGCCAUACUCAUCAACACCAUCAGCAUGGGUAUCGAACACCACAACCAGCCAGAGGAGUUGACCAAUGUGCUGGAGAUCAGUAACAUUGUCUUUACCAGUAUGUUCACUCUGGAGAUGAUUCUCAAACUGACGGCAUUCGGCUUUUUCCAGUACCUGAGGAACCCCUACAACAUCUUUGACGGAGUCAUUGUCAUCAUAAGCGUGUGUGAGAUCGUGGGCCAGGCUGACGGGGGCCUGUCGGUUUUGAGGACCUUUCGUUUGCUGCGGGUCAUUAAGCUGGUCCGUUUUAUGCCUGCCCUGCGCAGACAGCUGGUUGUCCUCAUGAAGACCAUGGACAAUGUGGCCACCUUCUGUAUGCUGCUAAUGCUCUUCAUCUUCAUCUUCAGCAUUCUGGGGAUGCAUAUAUUUGGCUGUAAGUUCAGUCUGAAGACAGAAGCAGGAGACACGGUGCCAGACAGAAAGAAUUUUGACUCCCUGCUCUGGGCUAUCGUCACUGUAUUCCAGAUCCUAACUCAGGAGGACUGGAACAUGGUCCUGUAUAAUGGUAUGGCCUCCACCUCUCCACUGGCGGCUCUCUAUUUUGUUGCCCUUAUGACCUUUGGGAACUACGUCUUGUUCAACCUGUUGGUGGCCAUCCUGGUGGAGGGUUUUCAGGCAGAGGGAGAUGCCAAUCGUUCAUGCUCAGAUGAUGACAGGUCCUCCUGUAAUUUUGAUGAGAAUGACAAACAGAGAGAUUCUCUUCACAUGUCAGAUCCAAAAAUCUGCACAUUAACCCCCAAUGGACACCUGGAUCUGGCUCCUGCACCCAACCCUUUGGGACAGUACCAGGCGGAGAGGCUGGCCUUCGCCCUCGGUUCACGAAAGAGCAGCGUUAGCUCUUUGGGCAGAGUUAACCUAGAGCAGAAGGCUUUGUGUCCUGGUCGGGCCUCACUCUACCAUAACUGGGGUCGUCCUGCCCCUCAGACAGUGUGGAGCCGCAGGUCCAGCUGGAACAGCCUGGGUCGGCCGUCCAGGGGUGUGGCAGUGGGCAUGGCUGUGGGCGGAGCUGGGGGAGGUGGCAGCCUGAGGGUGCGUGGCCCUCACACACAUCCGGCGGAGCAGGAGUCUCUUCUGUCCCCUCCUCCUCUCCCUCUACCCCCGCCUCUCCUCUCCAGACACUUCGUACCCCGCAGAGACCGCCGGGCCCUGUCACUGGAGCUCCCCGAACUGCUGCAGGUGCCCGGACCCCCCCUGCCCCCUCUCCACCCACGCCCCCGUAAGAAGAGUGCCUCUUCAGGGGUGGGGGGAGGCGGAGGGGAGCACCAGGACUGUAACGGGAAGACUCCUUCUGUGCAGCAGCAGCUCCUGAGUGAGGUAUACCCUCAGGUGAAUGCACGGAAAGAGCGGGAAGACCUGGAGGACGAGAUUGACUAUAGUUUGUGUUUUCGGAUCCAGAAGAUGUUGGAGGUGUACCGGCCUGACUGGUGUGAGACGCGUGAGGACUGGUCCGUCUUCCUUUUCUCCCCUCAGAACAAGUUUAGACUGAUGUGUCAGUCUAUUAUUGCCCAUAAGCUCUUUGAUUACGUGGUCUUGGCCUUUAUCUUCUCUAACUGCAUCACUGUGGCUCUAGAGAGACCCAAAAUCCUGCAGGGUAGUCUGGAGAGGCUUUUUCUGACCAUAUCCAAUUACAUCUUUACUGCCAUCUUUGUGGGAGAGAUGACACUCAAGGUGGUGUCUAUGGGCCUGUAUCUCGGAGAGCAGGCGUACCUGCGUAGCAGCUGGAAUAUUCUGGAUGGCUUUUUGGUGUUUGUGUCUCUCAUUGACAUUGUGGUGUCAAUGGCGGGCGGGGCUAAGAUCUUGGGUGUGCUCAGGGUACUACGGCUCCUCCGCACUCUCCGCCCCCUCAGGGUCAUCAGUCGUGCUCCUGGUCUGAAGCUAGUGGUGGAAACUCUCAUCACCUCUCUCAAACCCAUCGGGAACAUUGUUCUCAUUUGCUGUGCUUUCUUCAUCAUUUUUGGGAUACUUGGAGUUCAGCUUUUCAAAGGCAAGUUCUUCUACUGCCUGGGUCUGGACGUAAGGAAUAUCACCAAUAAGUCUGACUGUCUGCUGGCCAAUUACAAAUGGGUCCAUCACAAGUACAACUUUGACAACUUGGGCCAGGCUCUGAUGUCGCUGUUUGUGCUGGCAUCAAAAGACGGCUGGGUGAAUAUAAUGUAUCACGGACUGGACGCAGUGGGUGUGGACCAGCAGCCCAUUACCAACAACAACCCAUGGAUGCUGUUGUACUUCAUCUCCUUCCUCCUCAUCGUCAGUUUCUUUGUGUUAAACAUGUUUGUGGGUGUGGUGGUGGAGAACUUCCACAAAUGUCGGCAGCACCAGGAGGUGGAGGAGGCCAAGAGAAGGGAGGAGAAGAGACUCCGGCGGAUGGAGAAGAAAAGAAGGAAGGCUCAGAAGCUACCGUACUAUGCCAGUUACAGUCAUGUGAGGCUGAUGAUUCACACUCUGUGCACCAGUCAUUACCUGGACCUCUUCAUCACCUUCAUCAUCUGCAUCAACGUGGUCACCAUGUCUCUGGAGCACUACAGCCAGCCUCAUUCUCUGGAGAUCGCUCUCAAGUACUGUAAUUAUUUCUUCACCAGUACCUUUGUGCUGGAGGCAGUGCUGAAGCUCGUCGCAUUUGGCUUCCGCCGCUUCUUCAAAGACAGGUGGAACCAGUUGGAUCUGGCCAUCGUCUUGCUGUCCGUUAUGGGAAUCACUCUGGAAGAGAUUGAGAUCAGCGCCGCUCUUCCCAUUAACCCCACCAUUAUCCGCAUUAUGAGAGUUCUUCGCAUCGCCCGUGUGCUCAAGCUGCUGAAGAUGGCCACAGGAAUGAGAGCUCUCCUGGACACCGUGGUCCAGGCUCUGCCACAGGUGGGGAACCUGGGCCUCCUCUUCAUGUUACUCUUCUUCAUCUACGCUGCUCUUGGAGUGGAACUCUUUGGAGAGCUGGUGUGUAACGAGGAUUAUCCGUGUGAGGGGAUGAGCCGUCACGCCACCUUUGAGAAUUUCGGCAUGGCAUUCCUCACAUUAUUCCAGGUUUCCACAGGUGAUAACUGGAACGGCAUUAUGAAGGACACGCUGAGGGAGUGUCCUCCAGGAGAAUACACCUGUAACCCCAGCCUGCAGUUCAUCUCUCCGCUGUACUUUGUGAGCUUUGUGCUGACAGCUCAGUUUGUGCUCAUUAAUGUGGUGGUGGCCGUGCUGAUGAAACAUCUGGACGACUCCAACAAGGAGGCGCAGGAAGACGCUGAGAUGGACGCCGAGAUUGAGCUGGAGCUGGCCCAGGGAACGCUCUGCUGCAUGGGAGGGGUCAGCGUGGGAGGGGGAGGGGGUGGAGAGAAGGACAGAGGAGGCGGGGACAGACAAGGGGCAGGAGCCGGGACAAACAACCAACACCUGCGCACCCAUACACCCACUCCAAACCCAGGCCCCCACCACCCAAACGAUCCCCACAUGCUCUUCUCUCCAGCCCAGGAAAACUUGUGGUUGGACAGUGUGUCUCUGCUCAUCAAAGACUCCUUAGAGGGGGAAAUGCUUAUGAUUGACAACCUCUCUGGUUCUGUCUUCCACCACUAUUCCUCUCCUCCGCUCUGCAAGGACUGCAAGAUUCAUCCGCAGGAGGAGAUCAGUAUGGCUGAGAUUGAGCAGGUGUCUCUGUGUUCGGAGCAGCUCUCUGACAAGUCCUUCUCCCCAGUGCUCCCAGAGCAGUUCGAUCUGGACGAACAGAGCGGCCUCCAGUCAGCAGACACGGAGGGCAUGGAGGAGAAGCCUAGUGGUCAUGCCCACAGCUCAGAGGAGGCUGAGGAGGCAGGAGAACCUUUGGGGGUUCACAGUGCAGGUGCAGAGGAAGGGGAGGUGGUAUCAGAGACUGGAGCGAGAAGACGGCCUCAGCGACAGCUUCAAAGCAGCCCCACGCAAUGCAGUAUGGGUGGGAUCCAGCCAAACAGCAGUAGAUGUGGAGGAGGUGAUGGAGGAUGUGAAGCUGGUACCAGUGGUUCCUCAUCUCUCUUUGGCCUGCCCUCAGAGUUUUUCCACCCUGCGGCUGCCGCUUUCCCUGCCCCCCCCAGGUCUCGGCCAGGCCUCCGAUCCCGAGGGGUCAGACUCAGCUCCCCUGCCUCCUGGGCCUCCCUCCGCUCCCCUGGAGCAAACACCAUGAUGCUCAUGGCACAGUACCCGUCACACAGUGACUCGUCCCUGGCCACGGGGAGCUCAGAGGGGAGUCUACAGACCACUCUGGAGGAAGGAUUAAGCUUCAGUGUCUCUCCGUCUCUGAACCUGGACCCAUCCUCACUUUUUGCCUCCCCUCUCCCCAACCAAAGCGCCAGCCCCUCCAUAGACACCCUCAGACCCAGCUCCCCGGCCGCGCAUCCCCUCCAGGCCACCAGGGUGCAGCAGAGGGGUCAGAGUUGCUGCAGUGGCAGAAGCAGCAGUGGGAGCACCAGACAGGACACUGCGCCCCCCUGUGAGGAGGAUUUGGGGAUAAGUGUUGACUGUCAAAGCUCCAGCCAGGCCUCUAACAGCACACAGCUGUCUGAGACACAGAGUAGUGUGUCCCUAACCUCACUACAGUCGACCAGCACGCUGGCACCCCACUCUGUGAAGAAGUGCAGCAGUACCGGCAGUCUGGAACAGGGGGCGCUAUCAGCCAGGGGCAGGGAAGGGCAACAGCUAUUUGGAAAGGAGCUCCAAGAAUUUCUUGCCAACCCAUGGGCACAAGACAAAGGAGGAAUAGAAGAAGGAGAGAACGAGCAGCUGGAAAUGAAAGAAUCGGAAAGGAAAAGAACAAGUGUGGUUCUUGUUCCAGCUCUGGACGUGACUGGAGGAGGUGGGGGAGAAACCCAGCUGUGA
Chanos chanos (milkfish) is the source of this 6729-nucleotide messenger RNA. It is a transcript of the gene cacna1ia, whose product is annotated as calcium voltage-gated channel subunit alpha1 Ia. Gene Ontology annotation, biological process: membrane depolarization during action potential; positive regulation of calcium ion-dependent exocytosis; calcium ion import. The transcript is spliced from 37 exons. Gene Ontology annotation, molecular function: voltage-gated sodium channel activity; low voltage-gated calcium channel activity. The coding region runs from base 1 to 6729 and encodes 2242 amino acids. NCBI's taxonomy places the organism in Eukaryota, Metazoa, Chordata, Actinopteri, Gonorynchiformes, Chanidae. The record is from RefSeq and is a predicted model, not a curated record. Gene Ontology annotation, cellular component: neuron projection; voltage-gated calcium channel complex; plasma membrane.